CUCCAGGAGAAGAUGACCGUGUUCUUCAAAACACUUCGGAAUCACUGGAAGAAAACCACAGCUGGGCUCUGUUUGCUGACAUGGGGAGGUCACUGGCUCUAUGGGAAACACUGCGAUAACCUGCUAAGGAGAGCUGCCUGUCAAGAAGCUCAGGUGUUCGGUAACCAACUCAUUCCUCCCAAUGCACAAGUGAAGAAAGCAACUGUUUUUCUCAAUCCUGCAGCUUGCAAAGGCAAAGCCAGAACUCUGUUUGAGAAGAAUGCUGCCCCUAUUUUACAUUUGUCUGGCAUGGAUGUGACUGUCGUUAAGACAGAUUAUGAGGGACAAGCUAAGAAACUGCUGGAACUGAUGGAAAGCACAGAUGUGAUCAUUGUUGCUGGAGGAGAUGGGACGCUGCAGGAGGUUGUUACAGGAGUUCUUCGAAGAACAGAUGAGGCUACCUUCAGUAAGAUUCCCAUUGGAUUUAUCCCACUGGGACAGACCAGUAGUUUGAGCCAUACCCUCUUUGCUGACAGUGGAAACAAAGUCCAACAUAUUACAGAUGCCACACUUGCCAUUGUGAAAGGAGAGACGGUACCACUUGAUGUCUUACAAAUCAAGGGUGAAAAAGAACAACCUGUGUUUGCAAUGACUGGCCUUCGCUGGGGAUCCUUCAGAGAUGCUGGCGUCAAAAUUAGCAAGUACUGGUAUCUUGGGCCUCUAAAAAUCAAAGCAGCUCACUUUUUCAGCACUCUUCAGGAGUGGCCUCAGACUCACGAAGCCUCCAUCUCCUACACAGGGCCUAAAGAGAGACCACCCAGUGAACCAGAAGAAAUCCCUCCCCGGCCCUCUCUGUACAGGAGAAUCCUCCGCAGGCUCGCCUCAUACUGGGCACAACCACAGGAUGCCCUUUCCCAAGAGGUGAGCCCAGAGGUCUGGAAUGACGUAAAGCUGUCCACCAUCGAGCUGUCCAUCACAACCCGGAACAGCCAGCCAGACCUGAUGGGCAAAGAGGACUUUAUGAACAUCUGUAUUGAACCUGACACUGUCAGCAAAGGAGACUUUAUUACCAUAGGAAGUAAAAAGGUGAGAAACCCCAAGCUUCGAGCAGAUGGCACCGAGUGCCUCCAGGCAAGCCGCUGCACGCUGCUGCUUCCGGAGGGAACGGGGGGCUCUUUCAGCAUUGACAGCGAGGAGUACGAAGCGAUGCCCGUGGAGGUGAAGCUGCUGCCCAGAAAACUGCGCUUCUUCUGCGACCCCAGGAAGCGGGAAGAAAUGCUGCAGAGCGCAGCCUAGUGAGGCCCGGCACGCCGCCCCGCCGGCCGCCGCGGGACCGGGCACCUCGGGUC
This is a messenger RNA of Dipodomys ordii (Ord's kangaroo rat), 1328 nucleotides long. RefSeq names its product acylglycerol kinase (gene Agk). Gene Ontology annotation, cellular component: TIM22 mitochondrial import inner membrane insertion complex; mitochondrion. The coding region runs from base 13 to 1275 and encodes 420 amino acids. The transcript is spliced from 15 exons. The record is from RefSeq and is a predicted model, not a curated record. Gene Ontology annotation, molecular function: ATP-dependent diacylglycerol kinase activity; acylglycerol kinase activity; ceramide kinase activity. Gene Ontology annotation, biological process: protein insertion into mitochondrial inner membrane; ceramide biosynthetic process. Lineage: Eukaryota; Metazoa; Chordata; Mammalia; Rodentia; Heteromyidae.